AUGGCGUCAGUUAAGGCGCAUAGUAGCAGACCCCACAGGCCGCGCCUGAUCGCUUUCAAUGCCGACGGCUCUCGUCUCGCCACGUGUAUGGCGGACAACCGUCUUAAGGUCUGGGACGCUGUUGCCGGCAGGUUGCUCGUCGAGUGUGCUGACGUGGCGAACCGGGUGUCCGCAGAUGGGGAUAUUCUCCCGCUCGGCGCAGGCGCAGAGGAGGGCGCGCGCGGACACCUGGAGCUGCGCUACUCGUGCAUGGCUUGGGCAGAGCGCGCGCGUGAUGCGGGGGAGGGGAAAGUGGGAAAGGCGGGGAAGGCGGGGAAGAAAGGCAAGAGCGCGGCUGGCGCGCAGGCGGACGCGCUAGUGGUGCUGGGCACGGCGUAUGGUGACGUCAUCGCGUGGGACGUGGCGAUGGGCGCCGUGGCGUGGCGCCAGGCCGCCGUAGAUCCCGCCGGCAUCGUCGCGCUCGCCUUCCUCUCCGCCGCUGGCGCGGCGCCGCCCAUCGUGUUCGCGGCCGGCACGGACGGCUACAUCAGCGAGCUGAGCGCGGCGGACGGCGCGGUGCUGUCGCGGUUCCGCGCGUCCAAGUCGCCCGUUUCGAGCAUAGCGGUGAGGGCGGGGGCUGAAGCGGGCGCGCCGCCGCUGCUCAUGGUGGGCAGCUCGCAGCUGACUCUUUUCAAUGCGGGCAGCAAGGAAAAGAUUCGCAAGUUUUCCGGGCACCCGGAAAAGGUUUCCUCGAUUGCGUUCUCGCCUUCGUCGAGCUUCGCGUUCAGCGCGGCGGAAGGCGACAGACACGUGGCGGUGUGGAAUUUCUCCGCGGAUUUUGAGAAGCGCAAGGCGUUCGCUGUGCUGUCGCUGCCCGAGCCGCCCGAAUUCGUGGCGUGCGCGAAGGGGGCCGGCGGCAGCGAUUCGGUGUUUCGGGUUUUGGCGCUGACAACAGAGGGCGAGGCGUAUGUAUGGACGGGGGCAACAAUCCCUGCGCUUGCGCAAGCGCAGCCUGUGGUGGUGAAGGGGGAGCGCGUGGUGAAAGGCGCGGGGCAGGGACAGGUGCGGCAGGGGAAAAAAGGGAGAGAGGCAAUACUGGCCGCGCACCUGCCCGAGGACGCCUUGGGAUCGCCGAUGCUUGUAGCGCGUGGCAUUCUAGCGAGGCCGCAGUUCGAGAGCGUUAGCUUGGACGAGGCGCAGGAGGGCAACGAGGGCGCGCCACGUGUCGUUCUGCUGAGCGCCCCCGAGGCGACGGAUCUGCUGCCCGCAGGGGGAACGAGAGUUCGCGCGGACGGGGGAGAGGGGCACGGGGAGGUGGAGGAGCAGGCGGAAGGCGCCGCGCGCGGCAAGGCGGGAAAAAAGGGGGGAAAGAAGGGGAGAGCAGGGGAGGCGGAAGACACAGGCGGAGUGCAGGUGGUGGGGGGCAUGCCCAUGCAGGCGCCCGUGCUGCGCGCGAGCCUCGCGGAGGCGGAGGGGGACGGCGAGGGGAAGAAGGAGCGGAAGAAGAAGAACAAGCGCAAGGCAGCAGAGGAGGAGCAGGCAGCGUCACUACUUCCCGCCACAGGCGCUGCUUCCGAUGCGGCUUUAGCUGGCCCAGGCGAGGCUAUGGAGGGCGUGAGCGGGGAAGCGGAGAAGACAAUAGAGGAGCAGCUCAAGGAGCUGGGCAUCUCCCCCUCCGCCCACUCCCUCGCGCUCUCCACCACCGCCAAAAAGCCCCACUCCUCCGCACUGGCGGCCGUCAAGGGCGGCGGCAACAAGGGCGGGGCGCGCGCAGAGACAAUGGAGGUGCUGGCGGCGCCGAGGGCGGAGUCGCUGUCAGUGGUGGUGCAGCAGGCGCUGGAAGCGGGCGACAUGGCGCUGCUGCGGCAGUGCUUCGAGGCCGCCCUGACCGUGCGCCGCCGCGCCCUCAUCCUCCCCACCGUGCGCCACCUGCCCCCGCACCUCGCGCUCAAGCUGGUGGAGGUGGUGGCGGCGCGCGUGCAGGCGCACCCGGGGGAGGCGCUAUCCAUGGUGCCGUGGAUGCAGGCCGCGCUGACGUGUCAUGCCGGCAUGCUGGCGUCAGCGCCGGCGGCGCACAAGGCGUUGGCGGCUCUGUAUCAGACGGUGGAGGCAAGAGUGGCGGCGCUACGACCCAUGCUUGAGCUGGCGGGGAGGCUUCAGCUCGUGGUGAUGGCUGUUAGGGAGACACGUGGGGAGGAGGGGGCGCGCGGGGAGGGGGUUGGUGGGGGGUAUGAGAGGGAAGGGGCGGGUGGAGGGGUGCGGGCUGCGACGGUGUAUGAGGAGGGGGAUGACAGCGAUGUGGAGGUGGAGGAUGCGACUGGUGUGGAGGAGGGGCUGUUUGGGGCCGAGGGAUGGGUGGAUGAGGAGGAAGAGGAGGAUGAGGAUGAUGAGGAGGGAAGUGAGGAGGAGUAUGAGGAAGAAGAGGAGAGGUUUGUGGAUGAUGAGGAGGGGGAUUUGAUGGAGGAGGAUGACAAUGACGAGGGUGAGGAGGAUCAGUGA
Messenger RNA from Closterium sp. Yama58-4, 2478 nucleotides. Lineage: Eukaryota; Viridiplantae; Streptophyta; Zygnematophyceae; Desmidiales; Closteriaceae. The record is from the annotation of a GenBank genome assembly.